Dromiciops gliroides (monito del monte) is the source of this 1505-nucleotide messenger RNA. RefSeq names its product UBX domain protein 1 (gene UBXN1). Bases 519 to 1409 code for a protein of 296 amino acids. Gene Ontology annotation, molecular function: protein binding. The record is from RefSeq and is a predicted model, not a curated record. NCBI's taxonomy places the organism in Eukaryota, Metazoa, Chordata, Mammalia, Microbiotheria, Microbiotheriidae. The transcript has 10 exons.
GGGAGUUUGAGAGCUCAUGAACACCGAGGGAGAGGGGGAGGGGGAGUGUUUGUGGGGGAUGGCAAGACCGAGUAAAGAUGGAGGUCUGCGUGCCAGACCCGGCUGCGUGACACCUGGCCUGUCCCUCCCCUCUCUGAACCUCAGUUUCUUCCUCGGCCACUCGCGGGAGUCGGCCAUCGAAAGGUCUCUCCUGGCUUUUCUAUCUAUAAGAGCUUCACUCCCGGGGCCGAAGAUCUGAGAUGCGGGAGGGGUUGCCUAGGAAACCAGGAGGAACUCCGCCCCUUCCUAGCAACGCGACCACAUGCCCUUGAAAAGCGAAGCUCUCUCUGCCUUGUCCCUCAGCAGCUUCCGUAGAACGCCCCGCCUCAGAGCAACCACGUGAUACAAACACCGGCACUUCCGAUUCUUCGGUUUCCUCCACCCCUCGGCCACUCUCGGCCCCUCCCGGUGCCCCGCACCAGCGCCCAGCGUAUCCGGAACUGCCGAGUCUGGGUCCCGGUGGAGGCGGAGGCGGCGCCAUGGCGGAGCGGACGGCUCUGGAGAGUCUCAUCGAGAUGGGCUUCCCGCGGGGGCGCGCGGAGAAGGCUCUGGCUCUCACAGGGAACCAGGGCAUCGAGUCUGCGAUGGACUGGUUGAUGGAACAUGAAGGUGACCCGGAUGUGGAUGAGCCCCCAGCUUCCCCCCUGGGACACUCCUUGGGGCAUGAACCCCCCUCCUAUCGGGGAGGCAGCCCUGAAGGGCCUGGGUCAGCGAGGGUGGAAGAGAAGCCACCUCUGAGUGAAGAGGAGAAGCGAGAACAGACCAAGAGGAUGCUGGAGCUGGUGGCCCAGAAGCAGAAGGAACGAGGAGAAAGGGAGCAACGAGAAGCAGUAGAGCGGGAGAGGCGACGGAGACGGCAGGGCCAGGAACUCUCGGCCGCACGGCAACGGCUACAGGAAGACGAGAUGCGCCGGGCAGCUGAGGAGCGGAGAAGGGAGAAGGCUGAAGAGACAGCGGCCAGACAGCGAGUCCGGGAGAAGAUUGAGAGGGAUAAAGUAGAGAGAGCCAAGAAGUUUGGUGGCACCGGAUCACAGAUGUCCUCCCCUACAACGGAGCCAGCCCCUGUUCCUUCUUCUCCCAGCCAGGAGCCUCCCACCAAGCGAGAGUAUGAUCAAUGUCGAAUCCAGGUUCGACUGCCUGAUGGGACAUCCCUGACACAGACAUUCAAGGCCAGAGAGCAGCUGGCUGCAGUGAGACUCUAUGUGGAGCUCCAUCGAGGGGAGGAACUAGGGAGUGGCCAGGACCCUGUACAGCUGCUCAGUGGCUUCCCCCGGCGGGCCUUUUCUGAAGCUGAUAUGGAGAGACCACUGCAGGAGCUGGGACUUGUGCCUUCCGCUGUCCUCAUUGUAGCCAAGAAGUGUGCCAGUUGAAAGGGUCUCAGCCUCCUCGCCUUUCCCCUCAAAACUCCCCCCCACCCCACAGAGCACUGACACCCACUUCCUAAUAAACAAAUCCUGAGUCAUGUA